Messenger RNA from Aspergillus novofumigatus IBT 16806, 467 nucleotides. RefSeq lists its product as uncharacterized. The transcript has a single exon. The record is from RefSeq and is a predicted model, not a curated record. The coding region runs from base 108 to 341 and encodes 77 amino acids. Lineage: Eukaryota; Fungi; Ascomycota; Eurotiomycetes; Eurotiales; Aspergillaceae.
ACCUCAAUCACAUCAGCAGCAAAUGAUUACAAUACCAAAGGCGACGUGAAUGAACGCUUCCUAAUGGCCGCAAUAGAAAUGUGUUUUGAGGGGGCAGUUGGAUUAGCAUGGCUAUCCACUGUGAAUGUCCAGCUCGGAAAGGCGUUCAGGUAACAGGAAAAGUCGCCAAGGACAACGAGGCUAGCGCGAGCCGGGGAGACAGCAAAAGGGAAGCAAACCCAAUAUAUGGGAUAUCUAUGGGACAGGAAUUGCCUUUCCGGGUAUUUACGUAUCAAGCAUCACGCGCGCGAAAUAGCCUUGCAAUGCAUUGCACAAUCCCCACCUGUCUUGCUGCAUUAUGACCCGUAAUGUUCAGCCAUAUGCUUCUCCCCGCCAGGAGUCUAUCUUCGACACUCCUGAUGACGUUUGGAUGAGGGAACAACCAGUGGAGGACAGUUGAGAGCUAAUACUGGUUGUGGGUAGUGGUG